Messenger RNA from Haliotis rufescens (red abalone), 832 nucleotides. Its product is annotated as lectin ADEL-like. The coding region runs from base 127 to 657 and encodes 176 amino acids. The record is from RefSeq and is a predicted model, not a curated record. The transcript has 3 exons. NCBI's taxonomy places the organism in Eukaryota, Metazoa, Mollusca, Gastropoda, Lepetellida, Haliotidae.
GGAUUGAAAGAAGGGAGGUCUGGUCAUAAAGUAUAGCUCGUCUCUAUCUGCGGCAGACAACGUGAGCGUUGUGGCACAGCGGGCACGGCGCUUCUACUUCAAACAGGCUGAACAACAGCGACGACCAUGAAGCUCUUGGUGUUAUUGGUAUUGUUGCAGUCGACGCUCGUCGUUACAGCAGCCGGGCCUCUCUACACCCAGGAUCACAUGACGUGUUAUCACAGAGUCGUGCAGAGCCUGAGUGGUGCCUACAACACUGAAAUGAUUCCCUAUGCCGAGAGGGUUGUCAGCAUCCAGGUCGCCGAGAACGGCCACUACUCCGCCACCGACUGCAUCCUCGACUACACCUACGGCUUUUAUCGCAACUACGUGUGGGUCAGCCACGGCUGCCAGGCCAACUUCCUCGUGUGCUACAUAAGAGGGCGGAAUAUCCUGCUGAUCUGUGAGAGCGAGGUAGGACAACGGCAUCUGUGUCACACUCACCGUCCCAUCCGCUACCUGGAGUUUGUCAAGCGACUCACUGACUCAUCUAACUGUGAGGAGGGGGAAACGUUCGGCUUCCAUGGAGAAUACAUCUGGGUAGCCAAUGGAUGUAAAGCAGCGUUCAGAAUCACCACGCCUAUUGGUGGUGACGCCCCCAAGUUUCCCUUCGUGUAGAUGACCUGCCACACUGCUCUAUAUAUACAUACCUAAUAAGUUGAAGACACGAUCUAACUGAAUGUAAUUAAAUAUAAACAUAAGGAACGACUAAAGGAAGUGUAUCAUGUGUCACCCAAAGGGACACUGAAACACUGUAAAGGUUGGUAACAAUAAACGCGGCAGAGAAAGCAAA